CCAUGAGUUUGCGUUAGCUCCGGGCGCUACUGUAGCUGCUAUGUCUACUUGUUUGUCUGCUCCCAUUACUGCGGGUGAUGUUGCCUCAGGAGGAAAAGUGAAAUCCAGGCUGGAGACGCAGGGAGGAACUUGCGAAGUGAUCGCCGCUCACAGGUGCUGCAACAAGAACCGCAUCGAGGAGCGUUCGCAGACGGUCAAAUGCUCCUGUUUGCCCGGGAAAGUGGCCGGGACGACACGCAACAAACCCUCCUGCGUGGACGCGUCCAUUGUAAUUGGGAAGUGGUGGUGUGAGAUGGAACCAUGUCUGGAGGGAGAAGAGUGCAAGACUCUGCCUGACAACUCUGGAUGGAUGUGCUCGUCUGGGAACAAGAUCAAGACCACAAGGAACACCCAGCCAUACUCCCCUUUUUAGCUUCUGGAAGCAAAAUGCAGAGGAUGCGUCAACAGAAAUUGAGCUGCAUUCUUGCUUCUGUAAAGAUUCACCCCAGGACCUAACAGCAAGCUCCCGGUUGCAGGACUGUGCGCCAGGCUCCACACCCUUUCUGAACUUUUUGUCUCCUCCUGUUGAACUGACUAAAACUAUCACAUCCGUGGCUACCGACUGGCUUACCCCGGGACCGUGGAAAGGAUAUCCAUCCAGAUAAAACAGCUUUGCUCACUUGGUGCCAAGGAUUUGAAACAUCACUAAUCCCCCGUUUGAUCAAUGAGCUCCGCGUCGGUGACUCUCUCCUCUUCCUGUGGCCAGUUUCCAAACCUGCUCUCUUUGUGUUUCUUCACUCUGUCUUUACCUGAAAGCCUGAUGCAACUUAGCAGGGGCUCAUUUAGAGGCUGGUAAAAUACUUUGAAGACAAUCUCCCGGCCCACCCGGAAGUUGAACCAGUCGAGGGGGGCACACAAAAGUAAACGCGAGACUCGCACAAGUGGUUGCGCAGUGGAGUCAAAUCGACCCUCAUUUUCUGUUAUUUCUGUGCAGAAAUCAUUCGUGUUUGACUCGCUGAUGGAGACAGACGCCAUUUCUGUGAGUGCAGGAGAGGCAGGACUCUCGGUACCUUGGACCUACUGGCUGCCUGUGAUGAGAUACGAGGACUCUCCUUCUCCCGGUCUGACUUUAUGGCCUCGAGCUUCGUCCUCCGUAAGGGACACGUUGGCUUUUACUGCCGGGCAUGCCCAAUGUAGAUUUCAUGAGCACCACAUUUAUUUUAUGUAAGAUCAUUUGUGUAAAUAAACACAUAAAUACACAAAGUACGCUGCAAGAUGACAGAUCCAAGAGGCUGAUAAAUGUGCCAUCCUAAUGAAACAUUGACCAGUUCCAACAGGAGCCGCUUCACAAUGUACGCUUGUGUUGGGGUUGUGAAUGAAUUGUAAUGAUGAGUUCUGGGAUACUUUUCUUUUUGUCAUUCAGCGAUGCUUUCAGUCGGGCACCGGCAAUGCUCGAUGAGGAAAAACAAUGUAUAGAUCCGCCUCACGUGUGGAAAAGCAGAGCUGACGACGCUUUUCGACCUUUUGGGCCCAGACGCAGCAGGGACUCGGAGCGGCUGUGGAUAAAAUAUGAGCAUGAUCAUAAGAAACGGGAACCGUGUCUCUCUCACGCACGGCAGACAGAAGAUUUGCUUACGACGACAGAGAGAAAGUAUUAGUCCCAAUGGAGAAAAAUAGCUAUCCCCCAGUAGAUAUAAGACAGCCUUAUGAGAAAUAAAAUUUGUUUUCUAUACUGAAAUGUUGUCCUCCGUUUCUCCCGAACGUCGCCGUGAAAGAUGUUCCUCUGAUCAUGGUUUGAUAUGUCGCAGUAUGUGGGUGGAAGAUCUUGUCAAAGUUUCAUUUACAUCAUGUGAUAACUUUGUGUGAGCAGAGUGUUUUUUGUUUGUUUUUUUUUUUGGGUGGGGGGGGAGAUGGUGUUUUUUUGCUCGAGUAAACAGACAAUCAACUUCUGCGCAAAGAGAGUUAGAAAAUGACUUCCGGGCAGAAGACACGGCGCUGUCUGCCGCAGUCACAAACGAAUCUGCGAUGCUUCAUUUACACAAUCCCCUCGGCGGCAGAGUGGAUUUAUCAAAACAGAACAUUCAAUUCAUUCAUGCAAUUAGAAUAAGGAUUUUCAAUAUCGGCUGGGGGGCGGGCAAAAUUCCAGAUGAUUUUCAAUAUCAGCCUCCUCUCUCUCAGCUGAUAUUAGAUUCGUCUCUGGUCCCCGUGGACGAGCUGGCGCACAUUCAUCAUUUAGGAACGUGGCUAGUUUGGUGGCGCACGGCGCCUCGCUGAGCAGUCACAGAAGGUAUGAAAGAGACAGACACAUCAAUCUCCCAGCGGCCUUGCCAGAAUCAUGAAGGAAUAUGCAAACUACGGAAACAAACAACAAAAACAUACGAGAGCUGUUUUCCGCCUUGGCUCCUCAGCGGGUCGCCUUCUUUGUUUUUCAGAUUUUUCGUGGAGUUUAACUUGACUUAAAGAAAGGUAAUUGGAAGAGUUUGUGAUUGGGAUGCACUGAGGAGUUGCCUGGCAACCAGACUAGUCUGAUUCACAGCCCUUACCUCAAGAAGUCAAAAGCGCGAUCUUUCCCUGUUUAGCAACAACUUCACAUGUGCAGGUCAUGCUAGCAGCUUUUAGCAAGCUACUCAAGGGAAACGCUAGCUAUUUUCAUUUUGUCUAGAUGAAGUCAGAGGAAGCAAAGAAGCUGUGAGAAUAUUUUCUAUAGAUGCAUUUCAGUUAUUUAUUCAAGAUGCUACUAUUCAAUAUUUAGCUCUUUCAUAGAUCAUUCCUGCCUCGGGACCAUUUAGGUUGUUGAAUGGACCUGAAGCUGACAUCAGCAGAGACUGCACUUCAACUUUCAACCUUUGUCACUGGUUUGAGAAAUUAUAGAAGUUUGUUUAAAACCCUUCGAUUUAAUUUGAGUGAAAAUAAGGAGACCAUCAUAUUCCUUGUGAUGUUUGUCUAGAUGAGUCUCUCGCCUCGUACUUAAGCUCAGAGAUUUUUCACCACAGUCUAUUAGGGAGUGAUAAUAUGCCAGUUUAAAUGUUAUCUGCUCAGAAGCAAACAGGAAGGACUGAAAAGUAAAUUCUCAACAGAAUAUCAAUGCAGUUUUGUGUCCUUGUUGUCCCUGGGAGAUCAAUUACCCACAUGGGGGAGAAAAAAAAAACAAAAGAACCCACCUCAGUUCACUUAAGCUUUCUUAUCCUUAUUUUUCUUUAACUUGUGAUCCAACCCGUUGUUUUCUUCAUCCACUAUCUGACUUUUUAAGCUUCCUCGGUCGAGGCGGUCACAAAAAUCCGUGGAGCUUCCAGAGAAUCCCGGGUGCAGAUGGGGGGAUUUAGAGACUUUUUGUCAGUGCAUUUAUAAAUGUUAACAUUGUUUAUGCUAAUUGCUAAUAUGGGAUGCUAAAGACAGUUUAAAAUUUCACCUCUUUACAGAAUGUGUCGUUAUAAGGCUAAUAUUGUGUAGCCCCACCGUCUUCAAAUCAGACAUCUGUGUCAAUCAACCCGACUAUGUUUGUGCAGCACAAUUUUUGUUUGAUUUUUUUGCUGAAAGUUACAUAGGGAUUAGAAAAUGAAGAGUUUUUUUGUUUUUCUAUUACCUUUCACGCUCUUCUUUGCCGUUUCACGGUAGUGAUGCUGUGGAGGGAGGUCCUGGUCCACGUUUAACCGAGGAAAACAGAACUCCGUGUUUAAAAAAAGCGGGUUUGGGCCUCCCUUCCUCUUUGCUCUGCUGCAAUCCUACAAAAAAAAAAA
Molecule: messenger RNA, 3716 nt
Organism: Poecilia latipinna (sailfin molly)
Lineage: Eukaryota; Metazoa; Chordata; Actinopteri; Cyprinodontiformes; Poeciliidae
Gene: tafa1b
Product: TAFA chemokine like family member 1b
Exons: 5
Coding region: 41-412 (123 amino acids)
Biological process (GO): regulation of neuroblast proliferation; neuroblast differentiation
Molecular function (GO): receptor ligand activity
Source: RefSeq, a predicted model, not a curated record